Molecule: messenger RNA, 514 nt
Organism: Acanthoscelides obtectus
Lineage: Eukaryota; Metazoa; Arthropoda; Insecta; Coleoptera; Chrysomelidae
Source: the annotation of a GenBank genome assembly
AUGCUACAAGUGUGUUAUCUAGGGAAGGGUCACCCACUAACCUCUUAUGUAUGCAUUAAUAAUAUCUGGUACUGCCAGAAUUCACGGCGGUUGACACGUAAGCAUAAGUGAUUGGCCACUCCAUUAACCAUAUGUGCCAAUUUUACAAGUACAGUAAAGUUAGCCCUUUGUUCACAUCGAGCUAUCGAAAAUGUUUAUUCUCUUUUUCAGGAUGCAAUACAAAGAUAAUUGUAUGACAACUUUCAUCAACUACAAUAUCACUAAAAUCAACUCGGAACGUUUGAGUUUACUUUCGAGAUGAACAAUAAUAAACCGGUUAAAACAAUAGUUAUUAUUACGGUAUAACUUUACGCGUGGUUUAAGCAUAGAUCAAUGCUUAGAAGAAAUGACGCUUGCAUGAAAGAAUGAUUGUCCUCAUUAUAAGACUAUAUUCAGGUGGUACAGAGAAUUCUAAAGGGGUAAUUCCAAUCUGGAGGGCGCUGAGAGGGAAGGAAGGCCGCGAACGUCAGUAACA